This is a messenger RNA of Phaethon lepturus (White-tailed tropicbird), 1277 nucleotides long. RefSeq names its product ankyrin repeat domain-containing protein 33B-like. The record is from RefSeq and is a predicted model, not a curated record. The transcript is spliced from 4 exons. Gene Ontology annotation, molecular function: protein binding. NCBI's taxonomy places the organism in Eukaryota, Metazoa, Chordata, Aves, Phaethontiformes, Phaethontidae. The annotation marks the transcript as partial.
ACACCGAUGCCGAGCUGACGAAAACCGGGUCAUGCGUUGGCGCUGACUUGUCUGUGCCCGCCCUCCUCUGCGCCCGUCAGCCCCCUGCGGGUGGGCACCGGGCUGCCUGCGUAAUCCUGAAGGCCGGAGAUAAUGGUCUUAAUCUGAGUGGUCAAAAUGGUCUUAUCAUUGCCUGUUACCAAGGUUUUGUGGACAUUGUAAUAGCCUUAUCACAAUGCCCUCACCUUGAUGUGAACUGGCAGGACAACGAAGGGAACACAGCUCUAAUUACAGCUGCACAGGCAGGGCACAUAACCAUUACAAACUAUUUGUUGAACUAUUUUCCUGGGCUCGAUAUUGAGAAGAGGAAUAUGUUUGGAUUCACAGCACUGAUGAAAUCUGCGAUGCAGGGCCGAACUGAAUGUGUGAAAGCCUUGAUGUUGGCAGGGGCAAAUGUUCACGCGACUGACCCAAGCCGUGGACUGACUUCAUGGGAAUGGGCUUGUUACACAGGACGAUCAGAAUCUGCCUUCAUCAUGCAAAAGCUGAUGGACAGGCCAUGCCCAGAACAGUUUUGUGAUCAAUAUAAACCAGAAUGGCCAAAGAUGAAGGAACUUCUUGCCAAGGCUGCGGAGCCAAAAAACUGUUUGCAGAGGAUUUCUGAGUGCAUGAGGGCAGCUAUCUCAUUCCGGUCUUUCUACGGCCCGGAAGAAGACGGGGUCCUUGAUCACAUGGUGAAGGUGACAACAAGCUUGAGCAGUCCUUUCAUUGCUCUGUCAUGCCGGACAGUGUGCCCAGGCAGCCCACCUUCUGUGGGGAAACACAGACUGUCUGUGCAAGAAAUCCUGAGGAAGCAAAGAGCCGAGGAGAUCCGAUCUCAGGACAAAGACCACUUUAGCAGCUAUGAGAAGCUAUUUCGGAACUCCAAAGUCACACUGAUCCCCAAGAAGAAGGACCGGCGAGCCAGCCUGCAGCCCAUCAGCCUUGCAGUCUCUCAGGUGAACGCCAUAGCCACUAGGAAAGCAAGCCUCUUGCCGCUCCACCUGCUUAGACGGAGCAGCGUCAGGCCAGGAUUUGUCAUCCCCAAAGUCCGUAUCAGCAAGGCUCCUCCACCCACCUUCCAGCCCGAAAAGGCGAGAAGGAGGAGCAGCGCCAAGGAUGACCCCUAUUUGCAGAUUCCCAAGUGGAGAUACAAGGAGCUCAAAGAGGAGCGGAAGAAGGCGGAGGAACAGGAGAAGAACAAAGCAGCAGAGGCUCAAAAGCAGAGGCAGGUGUCUCCUGCCCGGUGCAGGACCUGA